Molecule: messenger RNA, 1255 nt
Organism: Saccostrea cuccullata (small rock oyster)
Lineage: Eukaryota; Metazoa; Mollusca; Bivalvia; Ostreida; Ostreidae
Product: hydroxylysine kinase-like
Exons: 5
Coding region: 62-1168 (368 amino acids)
Molecular function (GO): amino acid kinase activity
Source: RefSeq, a predicted model, not a curated record
GACGAAAAGGUUAUGGUUCCAGAUUACUUUUUAUCUAAAGUUUACAAAAAAAUAAUAUAAAAUGGAUAAACGUCGACCAGAAUUAUCGAAUCAAGAAUUAAAACGCAUAUUACAAGUGAAAUGUGGAUGGAAAGUUCACAAUAUUGAUCGUCUGGAUUCCUUUGAGGACAGCAAUUUUUUUGUUAAGUACGAGAACUCCUGUGGGUCACGUUUAUAUGAAGAAAUGCAGGCAAUGGUUAAACUUUCUCAUCGCCGUAAUUUUUGCCAACAGAAAGCAGAAAAGGAGAGGAAGGUUAUGGAACAUCUGAAGGAUGAUGGGUUUAUCUGCACGCUAUGCCUAUCCUUUCCUGACGAUAAAUGGUUUCAUGAAACAGAUGAUGGUCAGUUUGUAAUUCGACUGUUCUCAUUCAUUCCUGGAAAACCUUUGAAGAAUUGUUUACAUAAGAUUGACAGUAAACGUAUGAUCAAAGAGUUGGGAGGCUUUACCGGAAAACUCCAUAAAUCUUUAAAGACAAUUACAAAGGAAAUUUCUCUUGAAUCUCGACCAAACGACCCUUGGAUUUUAGAAAAUUCUACAUGCCUACGAACUUUGUUAAAGGACAUCAAACAGAUUUCUUCUGAAGAAAGAGACGAUAUUAUUCUGAAAAUACUUCAGAAAUUUGAAGACAAUGUAAUGCCGUUGUUUAAAGAACUGCAGAAAGGCAUUAUUCAUAAUGAUAUUCAUGAUCUUAAUAUCAUUGUAAAUUACAAAGAUGGAAAUUUACAUCCAAUAUAUGACGCUGAGGAUAAUACUAAGAGGGAAACCAAGUUUGGACUAAUAGACUUCAAUGACAUAGCGUAUUCUCCUUAUUUAUUUGAAGUUGCCAUGAUCAUAAGGGAUUUAAUGGUUGAUGUCGAAGAUGUUGAUAGUAUCGAUAUUGGAGGACAUUUUCUGAAUGGAUACAAAGAAUUCUGUCAUAUUUCUGAUAAAGAUUUACAAUUAUUGCCAUACUGUAUUCUGGUUGGCUUGUGCCAAUAUAUUGUUGUUGGAGAAAGUGAAUUCCAGAAACAACCAGAUAAUGAAUAUACUCGACUUGGUGCUGAUAGUGCAUGGUUAAUGCUACAAAAACUUCAAAAUGUUGCCGAAGAAGAAAUGACAAGACAAUGGAACAGAAUCUUGAAAUCCUGACAUUUUAUUUCAUUAAAAAAAUGAAAUUUACAACGCAUUGAUAGUUCUAAAAAAGUACUUUUUGCUGUACAAAUUAUAUUGAAUGAU